AUGUUUUUCAACCUGAAAUCAAAUCGAGGAUCGAUGAAGCGCAGAAUGAUGUUGAUUGGACUGUGGAUCAUGAAUUCCAUGACAACUCAUUUACUUGUUUCCUUCUGUUUUAAAAAUUGUUCUUACAAACGAAUCGAGCCAAACGAGGUUGCUCUUGAAUGGAUGGUGAAAAGAAAGAAAGGAAAACCAAGAAGGCGAAUGAAGAAUAAAAGUUGA
Molecule: messenger RNA, 216 nt
Organism: Clunio marinus
Lineage: Eukaryota; Metazoa; Arthropoda; Insecta; Diptera; Chironomidae
Source: the annotation of a GenBank genome assembly